Molecule: messenger RNA, 1871 nt
Organism: Danio rerio (zebrafish)
Lineage: Eukaryota; Metazoa; Chordata; Actinopteri; Cypriniformes; Danionidae
Gene: ccdc117
Product: coiled-coil domain containing 117
Source: RefSeq, marked validated
ACGCCUUCCUCUACACACUGUUCGAGAAAAGCGUCGUAAAAUCCAGGCUCUUGCAACUUCUCGUGUCAACUGUUAUUAGUCAUUUUCCACAUUUCAAUUAAAAUUGGCUUGCCGCUUUUGCGAGUGUGUAAAAGAUUCCUCUAGUAUUCACACUGCUGGACUGCAGUUGUCAUCUAGUUUUGAUGCCUCCAGCUCAUCUUCAGCUGAAGGACAAUGCAAAGCUCCAGGUCAGGAACCAGUGAACUGGACUUCAUCAUGUUCUCUCCACAUGCACAUUUUAGUAACCCAGAUUUGGUCCCAGUUAGCGGGCCAACCAAAGGCUUGCAUCAUCUGACUGGUGGAUCGAUGCCAAAUACAAGCUGGGAAAGAAGAUGCAUGAGGAAGCAGAGGAGAAGGACAGAUGAUGAAAGCUGCAGUCCUAAACGGCGGAAACUGAUGGGAGAGGAAGGAGCAAAUCAGUGUCCAAGUCCUAAAGCAAGCCACAUCUGGCCUGUAGAUUCUCCAGCACCUUCUCCUUCAUCUGAGACCAGCCUGGUUCAGCUGCAGACCAGACCCGGGAUGGAGGAGAUAAAUCUGCCCUUCACCGCCGCUCCGACUCCAUUACCCAGAGUUCCCUCUGAGGGCUCGGGCAUGGAGGUAGAGGCCGCUCAGAGGAGACUGCAGGAAAUAGAAGAGAGGAUCACUUUGGAGGAUGAUAGCGAUGAAGAAGAGCUGGAUGUGGAACCGGCUCAGCGCAGGCCAGUAUUGGUGAUGUCUGACAGCUUGAGAGAGGGCCUACAGCGCGGGAUUGGGGAUAUUCUACCACAUAUGGUUGCACAGUCAGUGAGCCGCUCUUGUAUGGAGCUGGUGGUUUGGCGUCCACCAGAAGACCCGCUUACACAGAGACUCAAAGACUCUUUACAGAGACAGCAGCGCAAGAGCAGACAGACCCCCACCCCUGUCCCAUCCGUCAGCAGCCCCCCGUCCCACCAGCAGACAUUCAGCCCUCUGUUUAGCAACUCUGGAGAAGAAGACAUGGAGUUAUAGAGCAAAAUCAAUCAGCAUAACCUGAAUUUUCUGUCUAGUGCCAUGAAUUUUGUUCUUCGUUUGUUUGUUUCAGCCUGCGUUUUUUUUUUUUUUGCAGGUGGGACCAUAUUUGCACUAGAUGAAAUGAGAAGUGAAUUUUCUUUUCUGUGGUACAUUGGUUAGAACAGUCGGUUACAUUAUUCAGCCUGUUUGAUAACUCUAUGCCAUGUUUGUUUGAACUCAUUGUUAACAAUGCAACAUUUUUUUAGUUUCGCAAGUAGUAUUACUGCGGUGUACCAUUUUCUGUGCACUGAGCAUUUGAUUUGUUUCGAUCUGCCAUAUUAUUUUUAUUAAACAUUUACUUUAAGACAUCCGACUGGUUAAAACAUGAAACUGCUCUGCUCUUCAUGCUGUUGUUGUUAUGGAAAGUGAUGACUUGUGAAGUUUCUUGAUUGUGCGAGGAAGGAUUGUUAUGUGGUUUUAAAUUUGACGGCACUAAUUUUAUCCGGUUUAACCAUUUACUCAUUUAACAGACAGAAAAGCGAGUAUCGGAGGAGACGCAUGGGCAUCCAUAUUUGAAUCCUAGUACUUGGAUCUGUUUAAUCUAAACAAAGAACAAAUAGCAUCUAUUAACCUUGUCAUAAUUAUCAAAAAAACAAAAACAACAGCAACAGUAAAAUAAGCUAGAAAGCCAAAAUGCCUGCAGUUUAAACGUUGGCCUACAUUGAAAUGUUUUGUUUAAAACUUUCUGUGAUUUCUAGUUUGCCUGAUGUCAUAAUCUAAAACUUGUAAAUAAUACUGACUACUGUAUGUCACACUACGACGCAGGCAGACUUGUUUAUAAAUAAAAACAGUUUGGCAAUAUC